Molecule: messenger RNA, 2715 nt
Organism: Paralichthys olivaceus (Japanese flounder)
Lineage: Eukaryota; Metazoa; Chordata; Actinopteri; Pleuronectiformes; Paralichthyidae
Gene: cbsa
Product: cystathionine beta-synthase a
Cellular component (GO): cytoplasm
Molecular function (GO): cystathionine beta-synthase activity
Source: RefSeq, a predicted model, not a curated record
GAACCCCUGCGCUGUGAUUGGCCGAGCGCACCAAACAGACGCCCUCACCGCAGCCAAUGGGAGGCCGCCGUGAAUCUUUACCCACGUCCUCCCACGUAUGUCGUCACGAAAGAAUCCGCAGCCCUCGCGCGGACGCUGUUCACUCCUGCGGGACCGUCUCACCAGGAGCCACGCGCUUUCCCCCCUGUAUAUUUUCGUCUUUGAAUCCAAGGCUUUUUGGACAAGUCACCAGGAUAAGCCAUGCCGUCAGUUCCUUCCACCAACGAGACUGCCGUCAAAGGCCCAGUGUGCCCUCACGCUACCAAGCUGCACAACCACAGUAAUGGAGAUGCCAAACUGCGGGAGGGCUCGUUCCCGCUGAACGGGGUGGACAAGAAACCCUUGGGUGUGGACACAGAGGAGUCGCACAAAACCAUUCAGAUCAGCACAAAGAACGCCUCACCCGAGAGGAAGUGGAUCCGGCCCGACCUUCCCAGCCGCUGCAAAUGGACCCUGGGAGCCUCGGGAGCCGAAUCUCCUCACACGCAAGUUCCAAGAAAUGUCGCCCCAACCAUUCUCCCAAACAUCCUACACAGGAUCGGCGACACUCCCUUGGUACGCAUCAACAAAAUCCCCAAACUGUUUGGACUGAAAUGUGAAAUACUGGCCAAGUGUGAGUACUUUAAUGCCGGUGGCAGCGUGAAGGACAGGAUCAGCCUGCGGAUGGUGGAGGACGCUGAGAGAGCCGGGCUCCUCAAGCCUGGAGACACUAUUAUAGAGCCAACCUCUGGAAACACCGGUAUUGGAUUGGCCCUGGCUGCAGCAGUGAAAGGUUACCGCUGCAUUAUUGUCAUGCCAGAGAAAAUGAGCAUGGAGAAGGUGGACGUGUUGAGAGCUCUCGGGGCCGAGAUCGUCCGCACUCCCACCAGCGCUCGCUUCGAUUCGCCAGAGUCUCAUGUGGGCGUUGCCUGGCGCCUCAAAAACGAGAUCCCCGACUCCCACAUUCUGGACCAGUACCGUAACCCGAGCAAUCCACUGGCUCACUACGACACCACCGCCGAAGAGAUCUUGGAGCAGUGUGGAGGUAAAGUGGACAUGCUGGUGGCAGGAGCAGGCACAGGGGGGACGAUCACAGGUAUUGCCCGCAAACUGAAGGAGAGAUGCCCCAACGUCAAGAUUGUUGGUGUCGACCCAGAAGGCUCCAUCCUGGCUGAGCCUGAUGAGAUUAACAAGACCGAUAAAACCCAGUAUGAGGUCGAGGGCAUCGGGUACGACUUCAUCCCCACUGUGCUCGACAGAUCAGUGAUUGAUACCUGGUACAAGUCCAAUGACGAGGAGUCCUUCAACAUGUCCCGUAUGCUGAUCAGAGAUGAGGGUCUGCUGUGCGGAGGCAGCUCUGGAACGGCCAUGGCAGCUGCGGUUAACGUCGCCAAGGAUUUAAAGGAGGGGCAGCGCUGCGUGGUCAUCCUGCCCGACUCCAUCCGCAACUAUAUGUCCAAAUUCUUGAGUGAUAAGUGGAUGGUAGAUAAGGGUUUCCUGCGGGAGGAGGACCUCAUGGUGAAGAAGCCAUGGUGGUGGAACUUGAAGCUGCAGGGUUUGAACCUGUCGGCCCCCCUCACUGUGCUGCCGACCGUCAGCUGCCAGAAGACAAUCAAAAUCCUCAAGGACAAGGGAUUCGACCAGGCUCCCGUCGUGGAUGAGGCUGGGUUAAUUCUAGGUAUGGUGACUUUGGGGAACAUGUUGGCCUUGAUUCUGGCAGGGAAGAUCAAGGUGUCAGACCCAGUCAGCAAAGUACUCUACAAGCAGUUCAAACAGAUCCGUCUGACCGAUAACUUGGGAAAGGUGUCCCGGAUUCUGGAGACAGACCACUUUGCCCUGGUUGUACAUGAACAGAUCCAAUACUUGACAGACGGCUCUCCCAGCCUGAAGCAGAUGGUGUUUGGGGUGGUGACGGCUGUUGACCUGCUCAACUUUGUCACAGGGCGGGAAAGGAGGGAGCGAUCCAUGUCAGAGUCGAGCUGUGAUUGACAAGCUGAAACAUACACAACAAACAUUGCACCACGUUUAGUAGCCUUUAGUGUCUGAGGGAUGAUGAAAUCAUUUUAAGCUGAGCUAUUGAUUGAGGUUAGCUAAUUUCUUUCCAUUUUUUAGAAAAUUAUUUUUUUUUAUGUUUAAAUUUAAGUCUUACAAUAUAAUAAGCAAAUUAUGUUGUGCCACUUGGUCGUUUUAUGAUAUUUCCUAUUUGGGGCACUACUUAUUAUAGAUGCUAGUAGUGCUCAAAGCAAUAUUUUGUAAGUUCAGAAACUUGCUUUUUCUUUUGUAGCCUUGAAAAGAGGCCUCCUUAUUCGUCUAUUUGUUGAAGUACGUGACUGUUUCUUUACGGCCUUGUGUACCAAUCAAACAUUAGAAAUAAUAGAAGACCUUCAUCUCAUAUAUCAAGUUUAGACAACUAAACAGUUGCUGUAUAUAUAAACUUAUGAUUUCCAGUGUUGCUCACUAUGUGCUGCUUUUUCAUUUGAGUAUGUGUACACAGGAUGGAAUACAUUUGGGGCAUAAUCGCAUUUCUUUCAACGGCCAUGCAGUGGUGUUCCCCGCUCCGUUUUCAACUCAGUGCCUGCGAUGUUACUUUAAAGUGACUGUUGAAUCUUAGCUGUGUCUAGGAUAACCACUUUGUAUUGCAUCAGGUUUCCCUCAUGAAUGUGUAUGAUACAAUAAAAUUUAAAGAAAGUCUCUGAA